AUGGGGAUGUUCGGGGUAUUGCGAACCCGCCAAAAGGCGCCUGGCCAGUCACAGCACCUAUUACUUUACAUCAUAACGUUUGCCGCACCCAUCAUCGCGCCAAUUGCCACACUUCACCAUGUUGGCGAAGCGCCGCUUGAAAGCCUCGCUUCUUGCAGGCUUCCUGGCUUUGACCACCCUGGCCGAGAAAACGCCUGUAUCAUCAUGCUGGCGCGGAACUCGGACAGGAGCGACGUCCUUCGAACGCUCCAGACCUUCGAUCCAACCUUCAACGCCCGCUAUCGGUAUCCGUAUGUCUUCUUCAACCAAGAGCCUUUCGAUACCGCCUUCAGGGACGCCGUUACCAAUGCCACCCAAGCGGUAGUCUACUUUGAGCUGAUCCCGCCAGAACAAUGGUCCAUCCCGCCUCACUACAACCAAACGGCGGUGCUGAAUUCCUUCAAGAAGCAAGGUCAGGAGCGGCCUGGACUCAAAGCCGAGUUUGAAAAUUACCAUCAUAUGUGUCGCUACUACUCGGGCUAUUUUGCAACUCACCAUGCCCUGAAACGGUUCAAGUAUUACUGGAGGAUCGAGCCCGACGUUACGUACUUUUGCACACUCGCAUAUGACCCAUUUGCGCUCAUGAGGAGAUGGAACAAAACCUAUGGCUUCAACGUCGUCGGCAUCGAGGCCCUGUGGACCGUGCCGACUCUCUGGAGCACAGUCCUGGAGUACCUCUCGACUCGCAAUCGGACAUAUCCCGAGCACUUGCGAGCCUUUGAUCGGAAAUCUGGCGAGUCGCCAGAUGUGUUGAGCGCUUUCAACUACCACUAUUUUUUCGACAACUUCGAGAUUGCCGACCUUGACUUUUUCCGGUCAGAUGAGUACCAGGAUUACUUUCGGUUUCUCGACGAUCGGGGUGGAUUCUAUUUUGAGAGGUGGGGUGAUGCCGCCGUCCAUACCCUUGGCGUUGCCAUGUUCCUAAAGCCGAGUCAAAUCCACUAUUUCAAUGACAUCGGCUACCGCCAUGGACGGCAUGUCCACUGUCCUGUGGAUAUCCCAAAGUACAAGGUCACCUUUGACAACUGCAAUUGCCGCGAUCUAAUGCCCAAGACAAACCCUGAUGCAUAUCUCACAGACUCGUGGUGGGACGAGGCUUUGAAGCACUAUCUACGACUUGUGCCAGAGCUCGAUCGCUGAACGACGACGGCAUCAUUCGGUCGCAUAUGUUCGACAGAUUUCUGGGAAACCGCAAUGCUCGUAGAUACCAAAGCGGUGUAUUGAUCUCAUAAUACCACGUAUUCAUUCUGAUUAUUCGCCCAUGCGAGCCCUCAUCUCUCGCCGCCUCAGCUUUAGGCUGCCAUGGGCAAAUUUGGAUACCAAUCUCAUCCUGGAUCGCGUCGCUCGAUCUCCUUGAGCAGCGGUCGGCUGCUACCCAUAGUCACGAUCCAAAAUAGAUUGGCUCCCAUAACUGGAC
Molecule: messenger RNA, 1456 nt
Organism: Polychytrium aggregatum
Lineage: Eukaryota; Fungi; Chytridiomycota; Chytridiomycetes; Polychytriales
Product: nucleotide-diphospho-sugar transferase
Exons: 6
Coding region: 1-1179 (392 amino acids)
Biological process (GO): protein N-linked glycosylation; cell wall mannoprotein biosynthetic process
Cellular component (GO): Golgi apparatus; membrane
Molecular function (GO): alpha-1,2-mannosyltransferase activity
Source: RefSeq, a predicted model, not a curated record